This is a messenger RNA of Orbicella faveolata, 2169 nucleotides long. RefSeq lists its product as uncharacterized. The record is from RefSeq and is a predicted model, not a curated record. NCBI's taxonomy places the organism in Eukaryota, Metazoa, Cnidaria, Anthozoa, Scleractinia, Merulinidae.
AUUUUGAGCCAAUCACGAGUCCCGUUAUAUGAAAAAUACAUUACAAUAAUUUAUGCAUUGCGUUUGGAACGGACCUAAGUUUUAUUCAGGCUGCCCUAAGGCGUUACGCACGAUCAGUUUGUUCUAUUAUCAGUGCACCGUUUCUUGAAAUGUCCUCCGACGCAUAGAUUCCCAUGAAGUCAUCCAGUUUCAUAGUCAACCGAGUCCAGAACUUUCACCUGGAGCCGAUAAAGGGUGCCUGAAGGCGUUACACGUGAUCAGUUUGUUUCAUUCUCUCGAAUUUUCUGCGCACCGUUUCUUGGAAUGCACGCCGAUGCAUAGUCUGCUUCCAUAGAUUCCAGUCUUAUCAUCUAUCGAGUAAACAGUUUACAUCUGGAGCAGAUUAAGGUACUUCAUUCGCUCAGUUGAUGUCCCAUUGAGACGUUACAAGCAGAAAUCACGUUUUUAGAGAGGAGAAAUUGCAGCACAGACUAAAGUUAUCAAAGUGUAAAAACAGAGAAACACAAACUUGGAGUAAUUCCAUCCUCUUUGAAUGAUACUGACGAAUCAGCUCUCGGACGUAUUCGCCAACUCAAAGCCCCACCGUGGUACAAGGCGGAAAAGAUGGAACAGCGCCCCCUGCAGGGUACAAGUACAGAGACAUCACUAUCCUGGCUACCAUUGAAUAAAUCUUUUCUGAAAGUAAUUUUCCUGUUCUGUGGUAUUACACUGGUCAUUUGCGCCUUUUAUCUACAAAGAACCAGCAUCAUAGACAACGGAAACAUACUCAGUUACGAUCGAUCACUGUCUUGGCACAAGUUAACUAACCAUUCUAGUAGUUCAGUUCCCAAAAAGAAGGAAGAGGAAAGUGCGCCGCGGCCUGGGAAAAAGAUUUUCAUCGCUUUUGAUUACUGGGAGCAACUGACAAUGGCAACAAAUAGCUUCCUUGGUCUCACAGCCCUUGCUGCGUAUGGUGAACGACAAGUUGUCCUUCCAUUUGUAAAAGACUCGCGAUUUUACGGCGCACCCACAAAGAAGGGUUUUGAAACACUCGCUCUGUACUUUAACGUGUCCGCGCUCAAUCGCACGCUUCGUUCGCGCGGUCAUGGUACGCUUAUAAGCUGGAAAGAGUUUCAAGACGUCUGUCAAGGGAAACUGGAUAUACUGGUGCAUUUUGAUUACACGAACCUAACUAAAAGUAAAAAAUAUAAUCGAACCACACGGGCAUUUUUUCCUUGCAACACUCGUGACAAAAGCACAUUUGGGGAUUUGAAAGCUGAAAGAACAAUUUGCAUGAAUGUGUUUGCGGUUGAUUCAGUUGAAAAAUUCGAGAAUGACGUCAUAGAGAGGUUACCAUGUGUUGGCUUGGCUGUGUGGAGAGGAAGUAGUAGAGAAAGAUCAUAUCGAGCGCAAUUUAAUUUGAGAGCAGUUGUACCACAUCGUAUGCGCUUUCAUGACGCUGCCAUUUUCUUUAGUUCAAGACUCCUUCAAGUUGCACGAGAUUUUAUCGCGAAAAGUCUUGGCCCAUUCUUUUUCUCUGCGCACAUUCGCGCGGAAAAGAUGUUAACUUUUGGAAUUACUUUUAACAAUAGCGUAGCGAUCAAAAAGUGUAUAUCAAAUUUGACGAGGCGAGUUCAAAGGUACAAGAAUGCUAGUAGAGCUCCCAUACCGCUUUUCUUAGCCACCGAUUUCGGAGACUAUGGAAGUUUGUCUAAACGUGCAAUACUUGCCCGAGAAAACGCAAAGUCACUGUUGAAUAUUUUAGCGCCUCUAAAACCAAUUAUUUUUCAGCCUUCAACUUAUAAUCUUACUGAUCAUGGUGCCGUGGCCAUUGUGGAAAUCAAUAUUCUGUCGUCUGGAAAGCGCUUAUUUGUAGUUGGAGGGGGUUCAUUUCAGGGGUUGCUAGUUAAUAGAUUCCUUAAUAAGGCCAAGAUUGACCAACAAGCCAAAGCUAAAUGCCAAAUCAGAAAUUGUGUAACAGAUUGCGUUGUUUAAAAUUUAUUAGUAGAGGACUAUAUUGACUUUUCAGAAGCACCAUUAACAUUUUAUUCAGGCAACUCGCUAUCAUGAUCUGAUAACGUGAUUAAUGAAUAUAUCUUAUUAAGAAAACUUGAAUUAUUCGACAAUUAGGGAAUUUAGCUGGUUAUCGCUCAAGUCAAAGUUAAAGUCAAUAAAAUUAGAUCACAAGUA